AUGGUGUUUCUCUACAGUUUUACUACAGAGCUGCUACAAGAUAAUUGCUCGGAGAUUAAAGAAAUCGCUGUUAGCGUGAUCAAACCUCGAUUGCGAAUCUGCUUUGGCCCCGCUCACGGCCCAGAGAUCAGCACGCCGCAGUCUAUGUACCAUAAUGCCAUAGACACAACCGGAGCGCAAUUUGGCUACUACGAGCCUUUGUGCUCCUGGGGAAGCUUUCAGCAGAGAAUAAGCAAGGUCGACAGAGUGAAUGAGCUUGGUUACAUUCGCCACACAGUCUUCUAUAACAGCACGAAAUAUCCUGUCAAAUCCAUGAUCUCCCAGCAAGCUGAGAAGGAAGAGUUGGUCAAACAACUUAAGCACUGGCUCCCUGUGUGGGUGACACCGCACAGCGGAAAAUUCAACCCCAUACUGCAAGGUCCAGAGGCAGCUUUUGAGUCAACCAAGCACGAGUUCUUAGAGCAGCUGAGCGCCCACGUCAAGAAGUCGCUGGCUAGAAUGUAUACUCCCGCCGAGAUUGCGAAACGGACGAAAGAGGUUAAGGCACGGAUGGCCCAGAAUCAAGCAGAUCCUACCAGUCGAAACGAGUUUGAAGGAUCCCUCCAAUUCUUUACGUCUGCAAUAGGAAUACAAGACCGUAUAGGUUGA
This is a messenger RNA of Lindgomyces ingoldianus, 648 nucleotides long. RefSeq lists its product as uncharacterized. Bases 1 to 648 code for a protein of 215 amino acids. The transcript has 3 exons. Lineage: Eukaryota; Fungi; Ascomycota; Dothideomycetes; Pleosporales; Lindgomycetaceae. The record is from RefSeq and is a predicted model, not a curated record.